AUGUCUGACUUCAAGUUGGCGGUCGACGAGAACAACAAGGCCACGGAGCUGCCACUGCUCCGGGUCUGCGGAACGGUGCAGCAGAAUCCACAUAUGCACGCUUUCUGGGCAUCGACAAUCUCCUUCUUCCUCGCCUUUCUUGGCUGGUUCGCUUUGGCACCAUUGAGCCUCGAGGCGUACCUGAAGUUCACGAACCUGAAGACCGGGCUCACGUACUGCACCAAGGGCCAGGAGAAGGACGGCGAUGGCAACCCCACGGACUGCGUGAGCCCGACCGUGGCGGAGCUGGCAACGGGAGUGACAAAGUACAGGCCAGAGGUGCUGGUGAAGUGCAUCUGCACGCCGGGCACCGAAUGCAAUAGCAUGAUCGCCGGCGCUGGCGUCGCAGCCGUCGCGUCCACGAUCUUCGUGCGGAUCGCCCUAGGCACGCUGCUGGAGCGCUUUGGCCCUGUGAACGUUCAGUCGGGGUUGCUGACGUUCGGCGCCAUUUGGGUUGCUGCAGCUGCUGGCAUCAGUGCCCCGUGGAACUGCACGCUGAUCCGCUUCUUCAUUGGCUGCGCUGGGGCGACGUUCGUCGCGAACCAGUUCUGGUGCUCCCUGAUGCUCGCUCCGAACGUCAUUGGCACGGCGAACGCCACAGCUGCUGGCUGGGGCAACCUCGGGGGUGGUGUGACUCAAAUCUUCAUGACGUCGGUCCUUUUCAACCCAAUGGUCGAGUCUGGUAUCGUCCCGGAUACGGCCUGGCGGGUUGCCAUGAUCGUGCCGGCGGUGAUGUUCCUGAUCUGUGCAGCGUGCAUCAAGCUGCUGUGCUAG
Messenger RNA from Symbiodinium natans, 813 nucleotides. NCBI's taxonomy places the organism in Eukaryota, Dinophyceae, Suessiales, Symbiodiniaceae. The record is from the annotation of a GenBank genome assembly.